This is a messenger RNA of Microbotryum saponariae, 2009 nucleotides long. The record is from the annotation of a GenBank genome assembly. Lineage: Eukaryota; Fungi; Basidiomycota; Microbotryomycetes; Microbotryales; Microbotryaceae.
AUGUCGCCGUCGUACCUACUCCCCCUCCCGCAAGAUGCCGGAGAUCUACCCGAAAAGCACCAACACGCCCUGGCAGAACUCGAGCAACAGUUCGACCUCCCGAGCGACAAACUCCAGGAGAUCGUCAAGCAGAUGCUGUGGGAGUUCGAACAGGGGCUGACCCAGUUCGCGACCGCCGAGAACAAGGAUACGUUCUUGUGGGUCCCAGUCUACGCCGGACAGGGCGCGAGAGGGCCUCUCCUCUUUGGAGGGGCUGGCUUCUCACUAAUUCCGGAACACGCUCAGGGGUAGAGAGAGCUGACAAUCACGCGCGAUGUACCACAGGCCCAUGAUCCCGUCCUAUAUCCAGUCAAUCCCCUCGGGCAAAGAGCAGGGUACUUUCCUCGCCCUCGACCUCGGCGGCACCAACCUGCGCGUAUGCGAGGUCAACCUCCGCGGUGAUUCCAAGUGGACGAUGCGCCAACAAAAGUACAAGGUCUCGGACGCGCUCAAGACGGGCGAGGUCACGCAUUUGUUCGAUUACAUCGCAACCAGUGUCGAUCAAUUCUUGACCGAGAUUGGCACGAGUGGAGCCCAGGACGAGAAGCUCUACUUGGGGUUCACCUUUAGUUUCCCCGUUGCUCAGACAGCUCUUGCCAAGGGGACACUCAUCAACUGGACCAAGGUAGGCAGCAUUCUGUUCACGCUGCAAGUAUAAAGUUGAAGCCGGGAGCUGAAGCGAUCACCCACCCGGUUCUGGACAGGGGUUCGAAUGCAAGAACGCCGUGGGCAAGGACGUCGCCCAACUGCUGCAAGAUGCCCUCGAUCGCAAGCACAUUCACGUUAGGGUAUCCGCGCUCGUCAACGACACCUGCGGCACACUCAUGGCCGCAGCUUACGAGAGGGGUGAUUGUCUCUGUGGGGCCAUCUUUGGUACGGGUACCAACGGUGCCUACGUCGAGGAGAUGGAGAAGAUCACAAAGAUGAAGCACAGCAAAAAGGACAUUGACGACGCGAAAAAGGCGGGCCUGCACAAGAUGGUCGUCAACACCGAAUGUGAGCAGACUAAAGCUGGUGAAGAUUGACCAGCUCGGAGCGACGGCAGCUAAAUUUUACUCCGUUUCGUCUCUCUCUUUUCUGUAGGGGGAGCUUUUGACAACGAGGUGCGCUGGUUUAUGGCGAGUCGAGAAGCGCGGCUAGUCGACUAAUCGUUUCCAUCCCCUCAUUGCAAUAGCGUAUCGUCAUGCCAUUUACGGUCUUUGAUAGCCGAGUGGACCGCAUCUCGAUCAACCCGCGGAAACAGGCCUUUGAGAAGGUAAAUGCAGGCUCGAUACUACGACAGAUGCUUACGGCAGCUGACAGUGAAGUUCUUCUUUUGCUCCAGAUGAUUUCGGGGAUGUGUAAGCAGCGCGAUAAGUGAUUUUCGGUGGGUUUGAUCUCGUCGCUCACCAUAGGCUUGUUUCAUCCACUCCACAGACCUCGGUGAGGUCACCCGCAACGUUGUUCUGCAUCUCGUGGACUCGCAGGUCAUCUUCAACGGCUACUCUUCCAAGAACCUCAACGCCCACUACGGUCUCGACACCGCCGUCAUGUCGGCACUGGAAGCGCCGUCACUCGGCGGCGACGCAGCUAAGGACACGCUCGGCACGAUCCGUCAAUGUCUGACCAAAGACCUCGGGAUGGAGAAUUCGCUCGUCAGCGACGCAGACUGCAUCGCAGUAGCUCGAGUAUCGGAGAUUGUCGGCACGAGGGGAGCGAGGUUAUCGGCUUGUGCGAUCGCCGCUGUCGUCAAGCAGACGGGGUACGAUCAGUCGAGCAAUUCGGAGAAGGCGAGGUUCGGGCUGGAUGGGUCGCUGGUCGAGUUCUACCCGAGGUUCGAACAACGUGUGAGGCAAGCACUGAAGGAGUUGCUCGGUGAGGACGUAGAGAGGCGCGUGGUGAUCGAUCUCGCCAAGGAUGGCAGUGGUGUUGGCGCUGCGCUGUGUGCUCAGGCAGCCAAGGCGAUGGAGGACAAGGCCAAGCAAGCCUGA